Molecule: messenger RNA, 982 nt
Organism: Gaeumannomyces tritici R3-111a-1
Lineage: Eukaryota; Fungi; Ascomycota; Sordariomycetes; Magnaporthales; Magnaporthaceae
Product: profilin
Exons: 5
Coding region: 299-694 (131 amino acids)
Cellular component (GO): cell cortex
Molecular function (GO): actin monomer binding
Source: RefSeq, a predicted model, not a curated record
CAGAGACAACCGAUGGCGGGGCUCCGCCAAGUGACUGCACGCCCCCCCGCCAGCGUAGCCGCAUGGUCCUACGGACUUAACCUGACGCGGGAAGCUCCCACCUUUUUGAUACCAAGCAAAAGAACUCCCGACCGAGACCUCCCGACAAGUCACAGCGCCGACCUCUUACCGACGCAUCAUUCGCACACCCAGCGCAGACGCGUAACCCGCACUCCCUCCCAUCGUCAGGACCACGUCCCGCGCCUGUUCUUUCUUCUAUCCCAAGCCCUCCCUUGUGCUUCUUUUCCCGCACUUCACAAUGUCGUGGCAGGCCUACGUUGACAGCAGCCUCGUCGGCACCGGCCACAUCGAAAAGGCGGCCAUCAUCAGCGCCGCCGGCGACAGCGAGUGGGCCACCUCGGCCGGCUUCAAGCUCGAGCCUACCGAGAUGAAGGCCAUUGCCGACAUCCUUUCGGACGCGAGCGGCGCGCGCGACCGUGCCUACUCCGAGGGCCUCUAUAUUGCUAAGCAGCGCUAUGUCAUGGCGAACGCCGACGAGAACACAAUUUACGCUAGACAUGGCCGCUCCGGAAUCUGCAUCGCCAAGUCACAACAGGCUAUCCUCGUCGGGCUUCACAACGAGGGGCAAAUCGCAGGCAACGCCUCGGCUGCCAUCGGCGCCCUCGUCGACUACCUGAAGCCCCUAGGCUACUAGGUUGCACACGAUCUCUCCGGAUAGAUAGGCGACGUUGAUUCAUAUGGGGGUAAUCAAGCCCCAUUCGUUAUUCAUUUCUCCUCCCUGACCGCAAUGGUGUGACUCCUUGUCAAGUCGAUUAUACGAUGACGUGAAGGGGAAAGAAAGAGGGACUGGGUUUGGGCGGGUGUCGCGAGGCUUCAUCCCGCUCUGCUUCCGGCCAGGAUUGUUCUAUAUUUGAGACUUUACCCAGGAAUACAUAUGCAAGAACACGCAUCUGUUUUCCUUGUCCUUUGGCUUUGUGAUUCG